AUGAAUAAUAUUAGAAACUAUCAAAGCUAUAAAUGGAAUGAAGCACUUGACUCACCACAUGUCUUGGCUGGCAACGGUUACUUUGACCUACUAAAGAAAUGUAUAAAUCGAAAGAGCAAUGGAAUCAUUGAGAGUUUCGAUAUGCGGCUAUUGAACUGUGCAAUCAGAGGUGGCAGUGUAGAGAUGUUCAGCUACCUGUUCGACCUGCAGCAACUUGAGCGAAGAAUCGAGAUAAAAUCACCACAAUACUUCCCGAAUGAACUCUUGGCAAAUGCAUCGCAAUGCGGUCGACUAGAUAUCGUGCAAUUCCUGCUCGAUAGAAUCACAGAGUACCUGUGGGAUUUCAACUAUGCUCUGGCGCAGGCACCGUUCUCCGGUGACUUGUCUGUAUUGAAAUUCUUUUCCGAUCCAAAGUACGCGCGUUUCUAUCAACCGAGAACAAACUAUGGUGAAGUAUUUAAUAGCGCUGCACGUAGUGGCAACAUCGCAAUGAUAGAAUGGUUGGUGGAAAACCGAUCGCAAGGAUUGGAAAAAUCCAAUAUGCUCUUGGCAGCAAUCAGUGGAAAACAACUCGAAACUAUCGAAUACCUCUUGAGGAAUCAUCAUUCUUUGUUCGAUAAGAAAUCUCCAGAGUAUCUGAGAGUUGUCACUCACGAACAUAAUAGCUCCAUUGAAACAUUCAAGUUGUUUUAUGACCAAGGAUUUGCAUGUUCAGACACAGUAUUUCGUAAUGCAACCAUCUCUGGAAAUCUCCCUCUACUAAAAUGGUUACACUCCAAUACAACCUAUAAAUGCACUGAUUCGAUGUAUCUUGCUUCAGAUUAUAAUUACUUUGAUAUACUAAAGUGGCUGAAUGAGAAUAGAAGUGGUGAAGGUUGUAGUUACAAUGAGAUGGAUGUCGCUGCUACCAAUGGAAACUUGGAAAUCGUUCGAUUUUUGCAUCAAAAUAGAAGUGAAGGAUGUAGUUACAAUGCUUUUGAUGGUGCAGCUGAAAACGGUCACCUACAUGUGGUGCAAUGGUUGUACGCCAAUAGAACGAACGAAGGUUUCUCAGUGGGAACAAUCGACCAGGUUGCAAUGAAAGGACAUCACCAGGUUGUCGAGUGGCUCGAGUUGAACACCACCCAGCGAUGUAGUAGAGAUAUUCUAGAGUAUGUCGUCGAGGAAGGACAUCUUGGAAUGCUCAUUUACUGCCAUGAGAGAAAUGGUGAUAACAAUCACUAUCGAUUCUCCGAGGACACGAUGGAUGUUGCUAUCUCAAGAGGUCACUUACAUAUGGCAAAAUGGUUGCACGCAAACCGAACCGAAGGUUGUACACCAGCCGCUUUUCUCAACGCAAUUCGCAGUGAUACCGACCGGACCGAUAUCAUUGAAUGGAUAUUUGAAAAUCGAACCGAAUACAGCUUGGAAUUGGUAGACCUCGAUGACAGUGUACAAUUCGUUCUUUGUAGAAACAAUCAUAGAAUAUUGACUUGGCUAUUAGAAAGAGUAUCAUAUACUGCAGAAAAUCUUAGAGAUUACAUUAAUAUAAUGGAUUCCUACUAUCCGACUUUCAUUGAAUCAAUCGAUGUAUUAAAUCACUAUCUACAAAAGUGCGAACUAUCUAAACAAAUCAAAAUACAUGAAAUUACUUUAGAUUAG
Molecule: messenger RNA, 1641 nt
Organism: Heterostelium album PN500
Lineage: Eukaryota; Evosea; Eumycetozoa; Acytosteliales; Acytosteliaceae
Exons: 2
Coding region: 1-1641 (546 amino acids)
Molecular function (GO): protein binding
Source: RefSeq, a predicted model, not a curated record